CAUCGUUGACAUUACUGUAGACAAAAAGCAAAUGCCACUAGGAUUCAGCAGUGAGCAUUUGCCAACAUAUAACAAGUGCGAUCAUUGUCAUAAACUAUUAUGCGAUGAGACAGAUAAAAGCUCUAUGGUUAUCGCAUGUGGUCAUGGAUACCAUAAGAGCUGUUUUAGUAUUUCAUUAAAGGGAAAAUAUCAUUAUUGUGAAAAUUUUCUUAAACUAGGUGUACGAAAUAAUGUUUCUUCUCUUCUUACAUGA
This is a messenger RNA of Racocetra persica, 253 nucleotides long. Lineage: Eukaryota; Fungi; Glomeromycota; Glomeromycetes; Diversisporales; Gigasporaceae. The record is from the annotation of a GenBank genome assembly.